AUGACCGGUGGCCAUCCCCUCGAUGCUGAUAACGACUUGUCACCACCGCCAUCCCGAGAUCAAUCGCCGAGUCCCAGCAGCUAUCCCGAUGAGGAUGAGAUGGUGGCAGCUACAACCAGUCGACAACGGCCCAUGAGUAUGCCUCCUCAUAUGCAUAGCUUCCGAGGAUUCUCUCCCAUACCCGAUAAUGUGGUGCGUGCAAGCAGUCCAUUUGGACGACGCUAUCUGAAACCGAUUAAUGGAAUUCAGACCAAAGGAUUCGCCCGUUCAGCACAACGACGAUCUUCGGUUGUAACACUAGGAUCCAUUGAACGACUUCAAAACUUUUAUGCAGCCAAAGAACUCAAAGUCAACAAGACUGGUAUGCUUGGCUUUAGAAAGAGCGCAACACCUUUGGUUGAGGAACCUGAAGGAAUGAACGAUGAGGAUGAUGAUGAUGAUGCCGACUUGGAUCAAUUACCGACCCCUCAAGCACCACCUCCCAGUUGGAUGGAUUUGGAUGUGGAAACUGAUUUGGAUGUGCUCUUGAAAGAAUGCUUUGAUGAUAUCCAGCAUACGUUGACACAAUGGGCCAUGGUGACGGGUCCUCGGCAACAUCCUAGUUCCAGUAGUCAUGGUAGCAGCACCAGCAGCAAUGAAGAAGAGGAUAAGGGAUUUCAAAUAUUGCCAUUAUUGGAUUCAGUCACCAAGAUGAUCAACUCAGUGAAAAAUUACAUGCAUCAACGGCACGAUUUAUCAGACACAGCACAAAACAAGGUGCGACAUGCAGCUUUGGAUUUAUUGAAUGCCUUAAAGACGCUCGAGACUCGAUUUCGAAAAGAUGGCGAGAAUGAUGAACAUGGCGAAUAUGCAUAUCACAGCUCUGAAUUUGGCAUGCUGGAACAAGAACGAAAGGCUAUUCAUGCUUAUCUUUCCACAGUUGAAAAGUAUGCCUUCAAUCCACCCCAUCAUAUCGGUAGUCCACCUGCUGUAUUUUCUCCAGAGAUUCGAGCUCUCAUGCUAAAGACAGCUGUACAUCAUCAUCAAGAGGAGGAGGGGGAGGAGAAUCAAAAUGCUUCAUCAGGUGGCGGUGUGCCGGUGUGGCUGCAGCGUAGCACGUUUCAGAAUGACCCACAGGGUCGAUAUCAUGCAUUGCUGCAAGAUAACAAUAUCGAGACCACCGAAGAUGAACAAUCCACAACGUGUUUACCCGAUCCACAUGAAGAUCCUGAUGGAUUCCUGGCAUCCCUUGCAGAUGGUAUUGUUUUAUGCAAUGUAUACAACAAUAUCGUGAAACGAUCUCGACGUCCCUUUGGAUUCAUCAAUAAGGUUCACAAGGAUACCAAACGUACAUAUCGCGCCAUUGAGAACCUUCGAUUCUUUGCUGCGGCAUGCUCAUUCCGAUUCGAAUUAACCUUUGAGGGCUUUGAGCCUUCUGAAAUCGCUCGCAAAACAGAAAAGGGGCUUACAGCGCUCGACAAGGCGCUAACAGCUUUCUGUGAAUGUGUCAUUCGUGAAUUGAGAGAGUAUGUCGAUACCGCGAGCAAGCAGCGUUCACUACCAGCAAAACCACCCAUGCAUGAAGAUGUGGCUGACUAUCUCGACAAGAAGCUCACUCUCGAUGAUGAUGGCGAUAAUGACGAUGACCACCAGCAAUAA
Messenger RNA from Lichtheimia ornata, 1638 nucleotides. RefSeq lists its product as uncharacterized. Bases 1 to 1638 code for a protein of 545 amino acids. The transcript is spliced from 7 exons. The record is from RefSeq and is a predicted model, not a curated record. Lineage: Eukaryota; Fungi; Mucoromycota; Mucoromycetes; Mucorales; Lichtheimiaceae.